Juglans regia (Persian walnut) is the source of this 1679-nucleotide messenger RNA. Its product is annotated as protein DJ-1 homolog D-like. The transcript is spliced from 5 exons. NCBI's taxonomy places the organism in Eukaryota, Viridiplantae, Streptophyta, Magnoliopsida, Fagales, Juglandaceae. The record is from RefSeq and is a predicted model, not a curated record. The coding region runs from base 150 to 1325 and encodes 391 amino acids.
CUCAAUUCAGCUCAACGUUCGAGAUUAAAUAAGUUUUUUUUUUUUUGGGUAUAAAAUCAACUUCAUUCAUCCGGAGCCUAGAAAAAUCAAGAACUUCACUCCACAGUCCACACAAUUCUUCGGCUCUCCCUCGAAAGACUGUGAAUCCGAUGGCCAGUGCCAAGGCUCAGAAAAGGGUUCUGCUACUGUGCGGGGAUUACAUGGAAGAUUAUGAGGCAAUGGUUCCUUUCCAAGCUUUGCUGGCAUUUGGAGUCUCGGUGGAUGCUGUAUGCCCCGGCAAGAAAGCUGGCGAAGUCUGCCGCACCGCUGUUCAUCAGAGUUCUGGUCAUCAGACUUACUCCGAGUCCCGCGGUCACAAUUUUGCAUUAAAUGCUACAUUUGAUGAAAUUGAAUCUGCCAAAUAUGAUGGCUUAGUGAUACCCGGAGGACGGGCUCCAGAAUAUCUUGCAAUGGAUGCAAGCGUUAUAGACUUGGUCAGAGACUUUUCCAACUCCAGAAAACCAAUUGCCUCUAUCUGCCAUGGGCAAUUGAUCUUGGCAGCUGCAGGCUCGGUUGAAGGUCGGAAGUGCACUGCAUACCCUCCUGUGAAACCUGUACUCAUUGCUGCAGGUGCUCAUUGGGUAGAACCUGAAACCAUGGCAGCAUGCGUUGUUGAUGGUAAUAUCAUAACUGCGGCUACAUAUGAAGGGCAUCCCGAGUUCAUCCGACAUAUUGUGAAAGCACUGGGAGGAACCAUAACUGGCUCAGAUAGAAGGAUCCUGUUUCUUUGCGGGGAUUACAUGGAAGAUUAUGAGGUAACUGUUCCUUUUCAGUCCCUUCAAGCUUUAGAAUGCCAUGUUGAUGCAGUUUGCCCCAAAAAGAAGGCUGGUGAUACCUGCCCAACUGCUAUCCAUGAUUUUGAAGGCGACCAGACUUAUAGCGAGAAGCCAGGCCAUAAUUUCGUUCUAACUGCUAAAUUUGAAGGUCUAGAAGCCUCAAAGUAUGAUGCUCUUGUUAUCCCUGGAGGUCGAGCUCCUGAAUAUUUAGCUUUGGAUGAUUCGGUCAUUGCCUUGGUGAAGGACUUCAUGGAGACCAAGAAGCCAGUUGCAUCCAUCUGCCAUGGGCAGCAGAUUUUAGCUGCUGCAAACGUUCUGAAGGGAAGAAAAUGUACUGCAUACCCAGCCGUGAAGCUCAAUGUUGUAUUGUCAGGUGCCACAUGGUUGGAACCUGAUCCGAUAGAUCGCUGCUUCACUGAUGGAAAUUUAGUAACUGGAGCAGCAUGGCCAGGGCAUCCAGAGUUCAUUUCCCAGUUCAUGACAUUGCUUGGUGUUCGAGUAUCAUUCUAGUUGUUCUCGUUCACUGCACUAUCGGCUUGCUUUAAUGCACGGGUGUUCCAACAUAAAUAAUGAGCAUAUGUUAAGGAUGUUACCAUGCUACGGCUUGUCUCUGCGACAACAUGUAUCCAAAUAAAAAUAAGAUAUUAAGGUGAGUACUUCAGGUGUGUUUGUAUGAGAGAACAUGUAUCUUCUAGUCUUUUUCCUGGAUAUGAAACUUUGUUGCUCUUCUUUCUUGGACUUGAGGUGGAAUAAUAUAGCUGGAAGAUUUGAUAUUAUUAGGAUCAUUUUGGGUGAAACUUUGUUGCUUUGCUUUUGGACUUGGGGAUUGAAUAAUAGAGCUGGAAGCUUUUGAUAUGAUUAUCA